This is a messenger RNA of Anarrhichthys ocellatus (wolf-eel), 1863 nucleotides long. RefSeq names its product D(1)-like dopamine receptor. Gene Ontology annotation, biological process: positive regulation of MAPK cascade; adenylate cyclase-activating adrenergic receptor signaling pathway. NCBI's taxonomy places the organism in Eukaryota, Metazoa, Chordata, Actinopteri, Perciformes, Anarhichadidae. The coding region runs from base 1 to 1485 and encodes 494 amino acids. The transcript has a single exon. Gene Ontology annotation, molecular function: G protein-coupled receptor activity. Gene Ontology annotation, cellular component: plasma membrane. The record is from RefSeq and is a predicted model, not a curated record.
AUGGGAAACUACACGACGUGGAGUAAUUUCACCCAAGUUCUGUCGGAGCUGGACGGCGAGGGACAGAAGGAGGGCGACGAGGAGGAGGACGGCGGGAGCGGUGGAGCAAACGGGGGACUGCGCGUCCUCGUCGGCUGCGUCCUCUUCCUGCUCAUCGUGUCCACGCUGCUCGGGAACACGCUGGUGUGCGCCGCCGUGGUCAGGUUCCGCCACCUGCGCUCCAAGGUCACCAACUUCUUCGUCAUCUCGCUGGCCGUGUCUGACCUGUUCGUGGCCGUGCUGGUGAUGCCCUGGGAGGCCAUCACCGAGGUGACCGGCACGUGGCUGUUCGGACGGUUCUGCGGGGUCUGGAUUGCCUUCGACAUCAUGUGCUCCACAGCCUCCAUCCUGCACCUGUGCAUAAUCAGUGUGGACCGCUACUGGGCCAUCGCCAGCCCGUUCAAGUAUGAGCGGAAGAUGACUCACCGGGUGGCGUUUGUCAUGAUUGGGGUGGCGUGGUCGCUGUCCAUCCUGAUCUCCUUCAUCCCGGUACAGCUCAACUGGCAUCAGGUCGGGGAGGAGGAAGACGAAGCGAUGGAGGAAAUGAUGGAGAUGAUGGUGGCCAGUGGCAGGAAUUUCACAAACAGCAGCAACCUCAAUGCCAGCACCCCCGCCAAGAGCUGUGUCGCCAACCUGAACAAAACCUACGCCAUCUCCUCCUCCCUCAUCAGCUUCUACAUCCCAGUGGUGAUCAUGAUCGCCACCUACACCCGGAUCUACAGGAUCGCUCAGACCCAAAUCCGCCGGAUCACGUCUUUGGAGAGGGCGGCUGAGCAGGCGCAGAACCAAGGCUACGGAGUGAACCGGAACCAGCAGCAGCACAGGCCCAACGAAGAAGCCUCACUGAAGUCGUCGUUUAAGAAGGAAACCAAAGUCCUGAAGACACUCUCCAUUAUCAUGGGGGUGUUUGUCUUCUGCUGGCUGCCGUUCUUUGUCCUCAACUGCACGGUGCCGUUCUGUGAUCCGCCCUGCGUUAGCGACACCACCUUCACCGUCUUCGUCUGGUUCGGCUGGGCCAACUCCUCCCUCAACCCGGUCAUUUAUGCAUUCAACGCAGACUUCCGCCGGGCCUUCGCAACCAUUCUGGGUUGCAACCAAAUGUGCCCCAACAACGCGGUGGAAGCUGUGAACUUCAGCGACGAGCUUGUUUCUUACCACCACGACACGACGCUCCACAAGGAGACGCUGGUCCCCACUCAGCCGCAGCAACAUCCACGCAACAUUAACGUCGGGUCAGACCACCUGGAGGACAUGAGCCCACAGUUUGACGAGGAGUCGAUCAUCUCCAAUGGUUCCCGGAGCCACAACAGACUGCUGCUGCUUCCCGCCACCGUCCAGCUCGAGGAUGACCCGGAAAUCUCCUUGGAAACCAUCACGCCGUUCACCUCAGCGGUGGGGCUUGAGAGUGAUGCUCUAUUACCAGGACAAGUCCACCAGGAUGAUUAGGACAGAAAGCGCAUAGAGAUGGUAGUCACAACGAAACAGGAAGUUAUCCUGUGUUGCUUUUACUCCCACAUGUUUGCUUUUUUAUUUCAUUUGAAAUAAUGGAGGACAUUCACGACUUUAUAAUCGAGCUGCUCCCUAAUAUCUGGUGAAAGACACCACAAGAGAGCCUCGACUGUAAAGCCUAAGCUUCAGAUAAAAUGCCAAUAUUAGAAUUUGCAGAUUCUUUUCCAUGGGACUGCUGGAUCGUUUUGUUCAGUAUUUGUGUUUGCACUUGUUGAAAUGGAAGCAGAUUUAGUUUGAUUUAAAUAGACAGUAAGAUAAUAGAUUAAACACUGCUGGCUCUGUCAGCUCAUUUGUUGUUGUCUGCACUGUUAGUGC